Solea senegalensis (Senegalese sole) is the source of this 1183-nucleotide messenger RNA. Its product is annotated as tumor necrosis factor ligand superfamily member 13B-like. The transcript has 6 exons. Lineage: Eukaryota; Metazoa; Chordata; Actinopteri; Pleuronectiformes; Soleidae. Bases 102 to 890 code for a protein of 262 amino acids. Gene Ontology annotation, cellular component: membrane. Gene Ontology annotation, biological process: immune response. Gene Ontology annotation, molecular function: tumor necrosis factor receptor binding; receptor ligand activity. The record is from RefSeq and is a predicted model, not a curated record.
GAUCCAUUAUUCAUUGACCAAGAAGUCUUGUCAGAGGAAAUAGUCUCAUAUUUCAACUCUGAGACCAGUCAUGCUCCCAGUGUGAGCUGCUGAGAGACUAAAUGAUCCUUUCGAUGGCAGUUUUGACAGGUGUGAAGUCCGGGGCUGGACAGAGGACGCGUAAAGGGAGUCUGUCGUGGCCCGUUUCCCUCCUGAUGCUGGCUGCCGUCACAUCGUCCUCUCUUUCAGCCUUGUCCCUGUACCAGCUGAUGGCUCUCAGAGCUGAGGUAGAGGAACUCAAAUCAGAGGUCCUUCGUAAGAGACAAGAGGGUCAAGAGGUCAAGCGUGGAGCGCAGCCUGAGAAUAUAAGGAGUAGCAGCCAAGAAAUCCUACAUCAACCUGAGGCUCCGUAUGGUUCCUCCCACAUGAGAAGGAAGAGAAUGGUGGCUGCAACAGAGACACGAGUUUUUCAGCCUUGUCUACAGCUGUUGGCGGACGAUGACAGGACAACCUUCGCAAAAGAAUUUGACUUGGAGCCGCACACAGGUAUCCCGUGGCAGACUGGACUGAGGAGGGGCUCUGCCAUGGAGGCAGACGGUGACAGCAUCCUGGUUAAAGAGGAGGGCUUCUUCUUUGUGUACAGUCAGGUCUAUUACAUGGACAAAAUUUUUGCAAUGGGACACGUGGUGAUCCGGAGGAAGAGGAAUGUGGUGGGUGACGAGCCUCAGUAUGUGAUCCUGUUCCGCUGCGUCCAGAACAUGAAUCCUGACUACCCUUUCAACACCUGCUACACAGGAGGUAUUGUGAAACUGGAGGUUGGCGACCACUUGGAGAUUCUGAUCCCCCGUCCCACAGCCAAUGUGUCCCUGGAUGGAGAAGCCACCUUUCUGGGUGCCGUCAAAUUGGCUUAAAAUGUGUGUCACCUCCCUUUGAACGCAUGGGACGCUGUUGUCUUGGGGAACAGGUGCCAAAUGGGGAGGAGAGUGGGCAACAAGGAACAGUUCUGUGUCAGGAUGCUGGACGGACAGAUGCAGGAAGUAGAGUUUUCUGUACUCCCUGUGUGACUCCUUGCUUGUGGACAAGGAGUUGACAACAUAGUCUUUGCAUACAUAUACUCAAGAUGCACCUUAUAGCUCUGUUUUUAACACUCAGCAAAACAACUAUUGAAAAGUUGUGCCAUAAUAAAGUACCCUUUAUGCACUGA